Molecule: messenger RNA, 974 nt
Organism: Arachis duranensis
Lineage: Eukaryota; Viridiplantae; Streptophyta; Magnoliopsida; Fabales; Fabaceae
Exons: 3
Coding region: 81-974 (297 amino acids)
Source: RefSeq, a predicted model, not a curated record
GGGGGGGAUCACAGUCCCCAACUUCUGGACAGGAGGGUGCCGUGGAGAGACCGAGCACUCAGGCAUCUGCUAUUCUGCAGAUGUGGCGCGAAUUGGAGGAUGAGCAUUUGUUGAACAGGGCUCGUGACAGGAUGAGGGAAAGGUUGAGGCAACAGAGGGGUUCUGAGUCUAAUACCAAUGGAUCCAGUACCAUGUCUGAUAGUCGAGGCAGUGAGAAUCAAGGCAGUUUGGGGGAUGCGAGUGAAAGCGAAAAUGAUUUUGGUACUUGGUCGCAUGAUCGGAUUGAAUCGCGGAAUGCACGUGGGGAUCAUCUUGUCUCAAGCAGGGAGCAAUCUCCUGAUCUUGGCGAAGUCGAGAGGGAGAGAGUUAGACAGAUUGUUCGAGGAUGGAUGGAAAGCGGUAUUGGUGAUCAUUCAUCGAAUGUGAAUCAGAGAAACAAUAAUGGUAGAGCAGAAUGGCUUGGAGAAACAGAGCGUGAGAGGGUAAGAAUUGUCAGGGAAUGGGUGCAAAUGACUAGCCAACAGAGAGGCUCACGUGGGAGCCGGAGGGAUGCUAAAGUCGAUCGAGCGCGCGAUGUGGUUGCUGAUCACGAUGAAGGCCAGCCAGAGCAUGUUCGGCGGGACAUGUUGAGGCUGCGUGGAAGACAAGCUCUAGUUGAUUUGCUUGUGAGGAUAGAGAGGGAAAGGCAAAGAGAGCUGCAGGGAUUGUUGGAGCACCGAGCUGUAUCUGAUUUUGCUCACCGCAACCGCAUUCAGUCUUUGCUCAGAGGUAGAUUCCUCCGAAAUGAAAGAACUGUUGAAGAUGAGAGACCUCCGUCUAUGGCUGCAAGUGAAUUAGUGCAGUUGAGACAACGACAUACAGUCUCUGGUAUAAGGGAGGGGUUUCGUUCAAGAUUAGAGAAUAUUGUUCUAGUCAAGCAAGUACCAAUUCUGAUAGUGCAUCAAAUAAUCGUGAUUAGCACUGUAUUGAAUUAA